Messenger RNA from Vigna unguiculata (cowpea), 526 nucleotides. RefSeq lists its product as uncharacterized. The record is from RefSeq and is a predicted model, not a curated record. Lineage: Eukaryota; Viridiplantae; Streptophyta; Magnoliopsida; Fabales; Fabaceae.
UUUCUGAAGGUGCUUGUGUUGAGAUAAUGGAAGAAGUCUCAAACUUCUUUAGCUUCCUAGUGAAUAACCCGGAAGCUCCACUUCCUUAUCCAUGGGAAAGAGUUUUAGAUCUGGAGAGAAGGGUUAUUUACUACAAGAACAGUGUGAGUGAAGACAUGGUGUUUGAUUCUAGGACACCUAUCCAUGUUGGGGGAGGGGUGUAUAUGGAAAACUCUCCAUUACCAAGUUACAUGAAUCAUCGCCAUAGAAGUGCAGUUCAUGAGAUGAUUAGAGGGUAUCAACUCUCUAACAAUGUGCCAAGAGUUUUUCUCUUCAGCAUCGCUCGCCAAGAUUAUGAUAGGCCUCUUUAUCACAUUGUGCAAGAAUCAACCAUUCGAUGCCCAUCAUGCAACACCACAAUCAGGGGGCUUCCAUAAGUUUCUUUUCUAUGUGUUUUUUAUGAGAGUUGAAUAAAGUGAGCUAUAGUGUGUUUUAUUUUCAAUGGUGGAAUAUGAAUAAGUAAUAAAUUAUAUGUAUUUCUAUUAAA